Dibothriocephalus latus is the source of this 348-nucleotide messenger RNA. The record is from the annotation of a GenBank genome assembly. NCBI's taxonomy places the organism in Eukaryota, Metazoa, Platyhelminthes, Cestoda, Diphyllobothriidea, Diphyllobothriidae.
AUGCCUCACAACGAAGCGGGCUGCUCACCAGAGAGGUUGAGUCGGGAAACCUUAGUCGAUCAGCGACCUCAGUCCCUGAAAAAAUGGUGGCAGGGUGAAUCUUACUCUCGAAGUGGGCUACGCAACCGAUGUGACCCCUGGAUCCGCCCGCCAGAAGAACGAGAAGGAGAGGAAGAGGAGGAGAUCAAAUCGCGAAAUUCAAAAAAGCAAAGAACAACUUUCACGCGACAGCAGGUGUUGGAGCUUGAAAGAGAGUUCCGGGCGCACACAUAUCUGACCCGUUUACGUCGCUACGAACUCGCAAUUGAAUUGAGCCUCUCAGAGUGCCAGGUGAGUACCCCUUUUUGA